Messenger RNA from Pangasianodon hypophthalmus (striped catfish), 2589 nucleotides. RefSeq names its product endothelial cell-specific molecule 1 (gene esm1). NCBI's taxonomy places the organism in Eukaryota, Metazoa, Chordata, Actinopteri, Siluriformes, Pangasiidae. The coding region runs from base 180 to 839 and encodes 219 amino acids. The transcript is spliced from 3 exons. Gene Ontology annotation, cellular component: extracellular region. The record is from RefSeq and is a predicted model, not a curated record.
CACAAUCAACCUGGCAACCCUGCUGGCGGAGGAAACAGAGAAAACCCCACCCACCCGAGCAUCCUCAGCAUCACCGACACCGGAUUGAGGAAACUGACGCGCCGGUUUUAAAGCGCGCGAGCGUGCUGCGCUCGAGCUUUAUUCGCGUUUCCAGCGCUGAUCCUCCGCCUCGUGCAGCCAUGAAGCCGCAGCAUCUUCAUCAUCUUCCUCACCAUCACCUCCCUCUUCUUCUUCUUCCUCAUCAUCAUCUGUUGCUCUUGGCCGUGCUCGUCGUGCUGGAGCCGCGCGAGCUGGCGGCGUGGGGCGCGAGCGUGAAGUACGCGGUGAACUGCCCGGAGCGGUGCGACCCCGCGCGCUGCGGCGCGCCGCGCUGCGCGCGCACCGUCCUGGACGACUGCGGGUGCUGCCGCGUGUGCGCCGCGCGCCGUGGUGAGCACUGCUACCGCACCGUGUCCGGAGCGCACGGCGUCAAGUGCGGCCCGGGCCUCUACUGCGACUUCUACAAGGACGAGGACGAGUACGGGGACGAGUACGGCGUGUGCAGAGAUUGCAUGUUCGGGACGUACGGAGUCGAGUGUCGCCAAACCUGUAACUGUAAGGCAGGAGGACUGUGUGACAGAGAGACGGGCGUCUGUCUCACCUUCAAAUUCUUCUCCAAAAUGGCCAACGCGCUCAAGACACACGAGGGUAACGAGGUGGCGUCAGGAGACGGGAGCAGCAACAACAACGACCACAACAACAACAACAACAGCAGCAGCAGCAGCAGCAGCAGCAGCAGCAGUGCUGGAGACGGACACGCGGAGCGGUCGUCCACUCCGAAAUGGCUCGCACCUCGCUGACACACUCUCGUCUCAAUCUCAGCUCAGACAGUCCGCAUGUAGCAUAGUAAAUUAAAAACGACAAAGGGAUAUAUUUUAAUAUGUUUAAGAAAAUCUAUUAAUAUUGUAUCAGAGCUUUUCGUUUUUUGUACUCUAUUGUAAUGACAGGAUUUAACCCCUCCUGUUCUGCCACUCAGACAACAUUCACACCACAGCGCUGUCCAAUUCUCGAUUCCGAUUGGUCAGAAGGUGUUGAUUAGUUUCUUAUAACAGCAAACGGUCUAUAUUCAUGCGCUCAUUCAAAUGCGUUUCUAUAGUAACAGCUCAUUGACAGGGACAAAAAAAAACACGCAUAAUUGUUGAUAUGAUGGAGAUUUUCUUACUGAGAAGGACGACGUUCCGUUUAUAGCUGCUACAACGUUAACGUUAAAACUUACUUCCUACACAGACAUUCUGCAACAUUAAAUGUAGCUAUAAACGGAUAAAAAGUACAAUGUCUCAUUCAUUAAUAAAUAAAAAAAUUUGCAAAUUGCUGUGGUAUAAGAGGAAUAAAACACUUCAGGACAUGCUGUUGCAGGAAAAUAAUCAACUUCAGAGUGAUACCAGUAACUUUGCUUCAUCACACCACUCAUGAAGACUAUUAAUAGAAACAGAGCCCCAAAGUUCACUUAUUUUUUCACUCUAAUGCAUAAACAUAUCACUGAACAUCAGCUCUGUCGUGUAUAUGGAUAUAAUUUUGUAAAAGAUUUUUUUAAAAUCAUCGUUUAUAAAAAAAAAAUUGGUACAAAUCUGAAGGAUUCUGAGUCAGACAAAGCAUGAGGGUUAAAUCCUGUCAUUGUGUUAUACCAAAGCGUGCAUACUUACUUACAGACGCAUGGACAUGUAGAAACUGACCACACACACACACACACACAUAUAUAAACAAACUUUAAAAGUAACAUUUACUUAAAGGUAGUUGAUCAGUUAAGACAAGUUUCAUGUCUGGCGUUUGUGUUUUUUUUAGUUUUUCGCUGGAGUCUCGAGGCUGUAUGCUAUGUAGCUAGCAAGUAGCUUAUAUCUACCAGUUCAGCAUUGUGCAAAAUGUUAAAUCAACACACAGUCGCGUUCUUCCAUCAGUUUCAGCAUUUUGAACAGACUUGUGGUUGUUUCUGAUGCACUAUUAUCUGUAAACAUACACAGAAAGACAUGAACCAGGCUACAAACAAUCGUAGCUGGUAGAGUUUAGUGUCAGACUGAGGUAAAGGGGCAUGGCCUAACAGGUAGAACUGUACGUUAGAAGUGAUUCAGAUGAUAAUAAAGUUCUCAUUUGAUUUGUACGUAAUGAAACGCCUUGUCACUACAUUAGCCUCAUGUGGAUCAGCUCCAGCAGAAAUAUAAGACCAUGAAGCUAGCUUGGCUGAUCAACAAUAUUUGUGGUAAAGGAAACAUAUACCUUUAUUUUUUACAAUAUUUAUGUAAUCCAAUAUACUGUAUGUACGUAUAUACUAAAGCAACAUAUUUACAGAUUUACACUUCAGUCUCUGUCUGUGAGUCUUUUUUUUUUUACCUGGAUCAUUACGUUUUACAUUUAUAACAAUCUGAAAAAUGCUAUGUUGUUUUGUGUUUUGUGAGUUUUCCUCUUCUCUAUGUGGCUCCUUUAAAUCCCUGACCUUUCUGUCACAUCCAUGAAUAGCACACCGUAUGUUUCUUGUUCUGUUGCUUUGGGCUUUGGUGCUAAAUUAAACUACAAAAUAAAAAAACUAAACAGAAAGUCUGCUGUUGUGAUGGUCAG